CUGCAUCUGGUACUGAACCCUACAGUAGUCUACUCCUGGAUGUAUAAACAGCCUUCCCUAUUCCUCCUAGUAGUGCCACCACCCUCUCCGCUGUAGGGUCUGUACCCAGGCUAAGAUGCGUCCAUUGCGGGUCUACCUGCUGGCCCUCCUCCUGUUGGCAGGGAUCUGGCUGUCUGGUGCCAGUGUAUCCGACAGCUUUAGAGACUGCAGACAGUUUUUCUACAUGAGGGCAGCACCAACAGGCAUCGACGGGACCAGGGACAGCCUCAAGAGGAUCUGCCAGCGCUACGGGGACAAGGCGCGCUACGCCACCCUGUACGACGGCAGCCGUCGCCUGCCCCUCUACUCAGCCUACACCUUUAAGAAGAACGACGGGAAGAAGAGGAUGGACACGCCCUGGAUGUACGAGCCACAGCUGGUGUCUGGGAAUGAGGGUGGGAACAUGAAGGUGCUGCCCCCUAGUGAUGACCCGGAGCCUCUGAUCCAGGAGAGCCAGGCGGUGCUGGAGGAUUACUCAGACGCCGUGGAGUACUCCCGAGGCCUGCUCAACCCAGACCAGCACCAGGCUGACCCAGACGAUAAGGCCUCCACCUACACCCUGACCAACGUGGUACCCCAGAUCACAGACUUCCUGGAAGAGACCUGGAGCUCCUAUUUGGAUACCGUGCGCCGCCGCCUCAAUAACUUCUGCCGCGGAAAGCAGUCCUACGUGGUAACCGGGGUGACAGUCUCCGGGGCAACCAUACGUCGGGGGAACGAGGACCGCAUGGGGAUCCCCAAACACGUGUGGUUGGCUUACUGUUGCCCACGGUUCGACCGUAACUCUCCCUACGAGGUGCGUUUCAUGUUCCCUAGCUAUGGUGCCUAUGCACUGAAUGAACAGGAGGACCAUGGAGUCAUGGAGGUGCCUUUAAAGACACUGGAGAGCUUUCUGAAGAAACAAACGGACAUGGAUAGUAAUCUGGCUAUCUUCUACGAGGACUGUGUGUCAGAGAACACCUUCAAAAAGAAGAGGAAAAGAUAGGCCUGUGUGUGUGUGUGUGUGUCUGUUUUAGUUUUUUUUUACUGUAAUGGGGGUGUAAAUUGACCAAUUGAAGGAAGUUUUAUUUUAUUUACAUUUUAUACUCUUACAAAGUAACUGUCAAUAAUUGUCAUGCACAAUCAAUCAACUGAACUGAAAAUACAACAAAAAAACUCGUCGGUCUCAAACGUGUGAGAAACCACAUCACGAAGCAACACUUUUCUUCACACCUCAUAGAAACGCUCUGAACAAAAUGUGCUGCAUGGAACUUAAACCGACAGGACUACAGUAUACUGCUUCAAUGAAAGUACCAUAGUAAGCUACAGCUGUAAUGUUGUAACGUAAUAAAAAAGAUUCUGUUCAAUGUCGUUUCACAGCUAAUAUUUGCAUGGAAUAUGGGACAUACGCGGUGCAGUGUA
Messenger RNA from Oncorhynchus masou masou (cherry salmon), 1440 nucleotides. RefSeq names its product endonuclease domain-containing 1 protein-like. The record is from RefSeq and is a predicted model, not a curated record. NCBI's taxonomy places the organism in Eukaryota, Metazoa, Chordata, Actinopteri, Salmoniformes, Salmonidae. Gene Ontology annotation, molecular function: metal ion binding; nucleic acid binding; hydrolase activity. The coding region runs from base 116 to 1024 and encodes 302 amino acids. The transcript is spliced from 3 exons.